This is a messenger RNA of Paramecium pentaurelia, 888 nucleotides long. The record is from the annotation of a GenBank genome assembly. Lineage: Eukaryota; Ciliophora; Oligohymenophorea; Peniculida; Parameciidae.
AUGCCUAAAAGUAAGAAGAAAUGUGGGAGACCAUCCAAAUCUGAUAAUUUUGAUGAGAUUGAAUAUUAAGAUGAAGGAUAUAUUGCUACAAAUAAGUUUUCUUUGGAAUUACUAUAAUUGAUCACUGAAAUGGCUAAUUAUAAAAUACUUACAAUAACAGGACCACAGAAAAAAGAUGAUGAGAAAUAAAAUAAAUAGUUAGAUAUGUAGGAUAAAAUAAAUCAGAAAAAGAAAUGUCUAAAAAAUAGAAAGGAAAUAGAAAAGAAAUAAAAUAGUUUAAGAAAAUAACUUGAUAUUAAGGAGAAUAAAGUAUUCCUUUUGAGAAAUCAAGAUGAAUAUCCAAGAAAAUAUCGAUUAUUAAAUGGAAAGUUGAUUGAAUGUGUUAAUACAUCUUUAAAUAAUAAUUAUAUGGAUUAAAAUGAAUAUAUUUAAAGAAAUAAGUUUUUGAAUAGUAUCUUAAGAGUUUGUAAUGAGUUGAAUGAAGAAACAUAAAUGUUUAUAAAUUAAUUAGUUAAAAUAUUCAAUAGAUCUGAUAAAUCACUAAAACAAUUUUAAGAAUAAUUUUUUGAAUCAUUUAAAUCAUCAUCUAAUUUAGAUUAUAAAGAAAUUAAAUAAUGGAAUCAAUUAUUUGAAAUCUCAUUUGAUGAAAAAUUAUCAUUGAUAUAGAAUGAGAUAGAUUAAUUUAAAAAUAGAUUUUGUAAGUAUUAAAAUUAAGAUGAAAAUUUAAAGAGAGUUUAUUAAAAAAGAAUAUAAGUACUAAAUAUUCAAUAAGAAAAUCUUGAUUAAUUAAAAAAUAUACAAAAACCUGAUCGACCUUUGUAACUAUUCAUAAGAAAAAUAUAUUGUUUAUUCCAUAAAUUUUGGAAUUUAGAAGAUUAUGAAGAAUGA